This is a messenger RNA of Cryptococcus deneoformans JEC21, 1922 nucleotides long. RefSeq lists its product as hypothetical. Bases 813 to 1223 code for a protein of 136 amino acids. The record is from RefSeq and is a predicted model, not a curated record. NCBI's taxonomy places the organism in Eukaryota, Fungi, Basidiomycota, Tremellomycetes, Tremellales, Cryptococcaceae. The transcript is spliced from 4 exons.
CUGAAGACCCGGUACUAGUAGCCCUUAGCCAAUCUUCACAACAACCGAUGCUCCAUCUCUUUCCUUCCCUAUCAGAAACACUGCCAACUCCGCUCAGUGUCAGCUAAAUCGCCUGCACACCCGUAAUCAUUUUCAUCCCAAUCUCUUCUGCUGCUAUAACCUGUCCCAGGAGGCAGUGAUUUAUUAAACAUUUCCGCCGAUAUCGUCCCGGCGGAUACCACACCAUGUCGCUGAUCAAAGUUACCAACCAUCUCUGAAUCAUUCUCUUCCCCCUUUCUUCGCAAAUUCGUAAGCCCGUUGCCGAAUGAGUCACUGACUUCCGACUUUCGGACACCGCUCCUUACGGUCUCUUGAAGGGAAUUUUUCGAGAUAUCCUCGCCGGAUCGCUGGUCUUCGUGACUUGCCCUUUCCCGUUUUCACUCUAUACAGCUUCACCUUUCAUCACGCACCUUUACCACGCUCUUGCCCCUCAAAUUAACUCGUCUUCUCUCUCACCGUUCGAUUAUCCAUCUCAUAUUAUCUUGCCCCUCAAAUUAACUCGUCUUCUCUCUCACCGUUCGAUUAUCCAUCUCAUAUUAUCUGUUAUCCGUCUCAUAUCGCUUCUUGUGUCGCGUAGUCAAUUGGUAGAGAAAGAAAGUCAAUGCGCUGGCCUAGCAAGAAGGUGAAAAGCGAAAGAGGAAGGAAGAAAGAAGAAGUGAAUGAAGAACGAUAACCACCGAACGGAAGGGCAGAUCAGAUUACGCUGUGAUGCAGGAUAAGCACAAAAAGUGAGCAAGGAAAAAAGAAGGAAGUGAAACUAAGGAGGACAGGCGAUGGGUCAAGAGAGAAAGAGAAGGAAAGGAGAAGGAGAAGGAGAAGGAGAAGGAGAAGGAGAAGGAGAAGGAGAAGGAGAAGGAGAAGGAGAAGGAGAAGGAGAAGGAGAAGGAGAAGGAGAAGGAGAAGGAGAAGGAGAAGGAGAAGGAGAAGGAGAAGGAGAAGGAGAAGGAGAAGGAGAAGGAGAAGGAGAAGGAGAAGGAGAAGGAGAAGGAGAAGGAGAAGGAGAAGGAGAAGGAGAAGGAGAAGGAGAAGGAGAAGGAGAAGGAGAAGGAGAAGGAGAAGGAGAAGGAGAAGGAGAAGGAGAAGGAGAAGGAGAAGGAGAAGGAGAAGGAGAAGGCGAAGGAGAAGGAGAAGGAGAAGGAGACGAACACAGAUGGGUUAGGCCACAUUACGUUAAGCUUUGUUAGGCGGUAGGGUAAAGAGGGGGGUCGAAGUCCGUGAAGCAAGGAGAGAAAGACGGAGAAGAGGUGAAAAGGUGAAAAGGUGAAAAGGCCCAUUGAAGCGUGAGGAGUAUGUUAGUCAGAUGUGAUGUGAAGAUAUUGAGAUGCGUAAUCAUCACAAGAUAUCUUUGAGCAGGAGCAGGACAGCACGACAACGCAGAUACAACAGGAAAAAGGAUACACGAACACACAACCGACUUUCCAACUCUAAUUUAGCUCCAAUCUUGGGUAAACAUGAUUAUACAACCAUAUCCCAUAAUGUGGAACAUACAAAGACCAGAUACUAUAAAUAACGAAGACUGAAAGAAGUGGGGAGAGCCGAAACAGGGCAGAAACAGAAGCAGAAACAGGAACACAGCCUGAUGAUCCGUUGUAGCGUGAAGAUAAAUUGAAAUGCUGACGGAAGAUGAUAUUGAAGGCUGAUGAGGUCGCAGACCAAUGCUGGAGGAUGAUACGAAUUCGAUCCAAUGAUGGAAGGUGAUAUGAUUGGCGGUGGUAUGAGUGGAUGACAAUACCAGUGAUGGCGAAGACUUGUCAAGCCGUUGGGCAUAGAAAGAGUGUGGUGGUGACAAGCAUUGAUCGACGGUGAUUCGUGAAGAUAUAAUCACUAGAGCAUUUGGGUUCUUUCGGCGUCUGUCUUCUGUUUGAUCCUUUCUCCCAGCUUUU